Triplophysa dalaica is the source of this 945-nucleotide messenger RNA. It is a transcript of the gene chchd2, whose product is annotated as coiled-coil-helix-coiled-coil-helix domain containing 2. Gene Ontology annotation, cellular component: mitochondrion; nucleus. Gene Ontology annotation, biological process: positive regulation of transcription by RNA polymerase II; mitochondrion organization. Gene Ontology annotation, molecular function: sequence-specific DNA binding. NCBI's taxonomy places the organism in Eukaryota, Metazoa, Chordata, Actinopteri, Cypriniformes, Nemacheilidae. The coding region runs from base 131 to 637 and encodes 168 amino acids. The transcript is spliced from 4 exons. The record is from RefSeq and is a predicted model, not a curated record.
UUCGCUUCCCCGGAUGUAAUAAGUACAGUACGAAGGUCAGAACAGCACAGUGAGUUAUCUAAACGUGACAUCCAAACAACAGAUUUAAUCGAGUCUCUGGGCUUUUGUGGAAGUAAUAACAAACGCAAACAUGCCGAGAGGAAGCCGAAGCAGAACCUCGAGGAUGAGUUCUCCAAGUUUCUCCUCACCUCCACCUAUGGCUAGGGCAGCACCUCCACGAUCAUAUGCCCCAGCAACUGCCCCGGCUCCACCAUCGGCAGUGGCCGCCGCUGCUCCCCGGCAGCCGGGUAUGUUCGCCCAGAUGGCGACGACUGCAGCAGGCGUUGCAGUGGGCUCUGCAGUCGGGCACACGAUAGGUCAUGCCAUGACCGGUGGCUUCGGUGGAGGAGGACAAUCUGAGGCUGCUAGGCCCGAUGUGACUUAUCAGGAGCCCCAACAGGGUCAGCCCAUGUACCAACAGCCUCAGCCAAUGUACCAACAGCAGCCCAUGUACCAGCAGGACACACUACAGCAAAGUUCCUGUUCAUACGAGCUGAAGCAGUUCAUUGAGUGUGCUCAGACCCAGAGCGACCUUAAACUAUGUGAGGGAUUCAGCGAAGUACUGAAACAAUGCAAAUUCGCCAAUGGACUGUCAUGAGAUUUAGAUGGAAACACGGACACGGCUCUUCCUUCUUUAUUCUCCACCUGAUUGCAUUUAGAAAAAUAAUUGAGAAUGGCACAGAAGAGUGAUGUUAAUAAAUAUCAGAAAUGCAAAAUGUAAAAGUAGUGUUUUUGGAGAAAUGCUGCGUAACAUAUCUGAUGCUUAGUAGUAAUGUGUUAUUUUUGACAGCUGCUGCUUUUUGUUUGUUUUGCUUCAAUACAAGAGAUGUGUUUUUCUCAUAAACAAUAAUGUUUUGUUGUAAUAAUGUGAUCUUGAAUUGCAAAUAAAAUGAUUAAACACUGAAA